Diachasma alloeum is the source of this 7880-nucleotide messenger RNA. It is a transcript of the gene lilli, whose product is annotated as AF4/FMR2 family member 4. The record is from RefSeq and is a predicted model, not a curated record. Gene Ontology annotation, biological process: regulation of gene expression. NCBI's taxonomy places the organism in Eukaryota, Metazoa, Arthropoda, Insecta, Hymenoptera, Braconidae. The transcript is spliced from 18 exons. Bases 553 to 4623 code for a protein of 1356 amino acids. Gene Ontology annotation, cellular component: super elongation complex; nucleus.
UGUACCCCGCACGCCUGUUGACAGUUUGUUGGCGGAUAAGCCUUCGCACCAUUCCGUGAAUCUUGCAUAUCUGCCUUGAUUUCCUUGCGCCUCAGUCUCAUCCAAAAUCUGGUGCCACAUCGACAGUGGGGAAAAUACUGAAAGGAAUAAUCGAGCAGAUUGUGCCCAGUGAUGAUUGUUGACGACAUCCGCGUGGAUUUAAAAUCAUUAAACGUUUGACGGGUCGAUUUAAAUCCACAAGUUGAUGGGGGACUCACGUCGAUCAGCUGUUUUAAAAUAGUCACAUUAUCUCUAACACAACGGGAUUGAAGUUAACAUCAGAGUGAGCAUUGGCGAUUAAUAGUGAUAAAUUGUGGAUAAACGAGUACUCAAUGACAGUGAGAUACAGGUAAACAGAUGGAGCCGAUAUGUGCGCAAUGUAAAUUUAUUGGAACGGCUGAAUUGAGAACCCCGACGUUGUGUUGAGGAUCGCGCGAGAAGCCAGUGAUGCAGUGCCGUAGUGUCAGUGCCAAGUGCCUUGUGCCAAACGUUUGGAUUACUUGAAGAAGGGAAAUGCCGUCCUCCGGUGGUUAUUAUGAUGAUAGGAACCCGCUCCUCAAGGGCACAUUAUCGAGCGUGGACCGGGACCGGCUUCGAGAGCGUGAGCGUCAGGCACGCGCGGCGAUGUCGGUCCAGGCAGAGCAGGCGGCGGCGGGCGGUGGUCCGGACUCCCGCCACGGCCACCACAACCACGGCCACCAUCAUCAUCACGCCAAUUCCCACGCAUCCUCUGCCUCCUCGCUCUUCCGUGCCCCCGUCAAGGUUAAUCCUGACGCGCAAGAUCGUGCCACCCAGCAGAUCCAGUCAAAAUUGGGCAAUUACUCGCGCGUGAAGCACCUACUGGUCGAGCCUCAGAUGCUCUUCGGUGUUGUUGAUGUACCACCGAGUCCAGCGCCAGCAUCAGGUGCACCACCGCGAUUACAAAGUAGAAAUAAUUGUCCAAAUUCACCGUCAACCCAGGAAUUCAAGAAACCCGGUUGCAAUGGUCCACGGGGUGCAUCAUCAACCAGUCACACAUCACAAAGAGGUGGUUUUGUUAAACCAGCUGAUGGUAAGCCACCCUAUGGUGGACGCGGUGGUUAUCCAGGCCAACCAGUUAAACAUGGUGGUAAUAGCAAUGAUCACAGAAGCCACGGUAUUAUACCAGCAAAGGGACCACCACUUGGGACUGGUGGCAAUUCAGCCGGAAACAGCUCUGGCCCUGCCUCUUCCGGUAACUGUCCUCCUUUGACUGGUAACACGAGAAUUCACGCUGCUGGAUCCAGGCCUGCCAAGCUGCCCAUUGAUAAUGGAAUGAGACACGAUCUCAAUGAUAGUGCCGACCUCGAGAAUAUUCUCAAGGAAAUGACGAUGCCGCCCACACCUCUGACGGCAAUCGCACAGACUCCCAGGAAAGAAACCGAGUCUAAGUUUACAUUUAAUCCGGUUCUUGCUAAGCUGACUGAAGUGCCACCAACGGACUCUUCCAAACCACCACAACGCGAGAGACAUGGGAGCAGAUUGUCUUCUGAUCUGGCACGUGAUUUAAGCCUCUCCGAGGACAGCGACGACGAUGGUCUCAAGCAGGGUACGACAUCAAGGUCACAAAGGCCCAGAUCUCCCGUGCCAAGUAUCGACUUGUCAUCAGCACUCCUCCCCCCAAUGAUGCCAGCGCCUCUUCCCCUGGCGCCAGUGGAGACAUCCUCAAUGGAGAUGUCUCCACUGGGUCCCCUGUUGCUCCCUCGUCCCCUAUCGCCGCCAAGAGCGACUCCCCCAAAACAAUUAUCACCGGAGCGUGUGCUGUCACCACUAGCCUCAUCCCCUCGAAAGCACUCUCAGAGUCCUGGUGUCCAGUUGCGACCCCCAAGUCCACCUGGCCACGCACCCCAGAGCUCUGGAUCAGCCUCGUCGAGUUCUGACUCGGGUUCAGACUCCGGAUCAGACAGUAGUGAUGAUUCUGAAGACGAGAGUGCACCGGUGCCAGCUAAAGGUCCUAGUACACCUCCACCAGCAUCGCCAAGGGCACCACUGGAGGAGCCACCAGCUGAGGAAUCCAAGCCCCGUUGGAACCUGAGCAGCUUCCUUGACCAGAAGGCAGUGCAAUCCGACCAGAAUUCCGAGAACAAAUCCUCCCAGGACGCGCCGGGACGGGACAGUUCACCGGAGGAAGUGCCAAAGGACUCGAGGACAAGUAGAUCAGAUGGCGAUGACGACUGGCAGGAGAACGAGGCGAUAAAGAGAACAAGAAGUUCAACCCUAGCAGCCUUGAGCGACAGCGAUCACACCUCCGAUACAGACAAGAAGAAGAUCGAAGAGCCCAGAGUGCUGAUACCGGAGAAACCGAAACCCCCAGAUGUGCGUAAACGUGGACGACCGAGAAAAUCGGUCAAAGAGUCUGUCAAGAGUCCAAAGAGCCACAGAACGAUUACCGAGGAGACUAAACCGAGCUCAAAGCGCAACAGGCAGCGGAGUGUCAGUAGUCCCAAGAAGAAGCCACCAGUGACCAAAGCCACUGUCGAAAGCAGCGAGGACGAAGCCAGUGAUGUCAGAUCAAGUGACUCCGAAUGCGACCAGAGGAUUCCUCCACCAGCCGCACUCCCGGAGAAGCGUAAAUCCCGACUGAGUUUAUCAUCAAGUGAAGAUGAGAGACCAACAAAGCACAGUGCCUCUGAGGACGAAUCCGACUGGAGAAGACUUCCCACAAAGCGUUCAAAAUUGAUGGACUCACCAAAGAAACAGGAGAAGAAGAAGAGUCCAACGAAGGGGAAGCCUCGACGUCCCCGAUCUCGUGUGACAAACACCUCAGGUUGUGCGAGUGAUUCGGACAGUGAAUCUGAAACAGCUCAUCGAAACAAUAGGCAAAUAGCGAGGGUACCACCGCGUCCACGAGUCCCCCCAACACGUGCAACAUCGCUUGAUAAUUCUGACAGUGACAACAGCUCAGCGCCAAAACUCCAGGAGGAGGACGGUGGUAAUGUACAAGACAAGAAGAAGAGUGACACAUUGAGAAAGCUCUUUUCAACGGCCAAGGGUGGUGCAAAGGGCGGUGGUAAGGGUGGUAAAGGUGGCAAGGGUGGUGGUAAAUGUGGUAUUUACGUUGAAGAGUACACAGGCUCAGCAAACACACCAACGGGCAGUGAAAGCCCGUACAAAAGGCCUUCAUCGCAGGCUUCCACAUUACCAAGUUUUCCAUCCCUGACGUAUGCCAAUGGUAUACCAAGUUUAAUAUGUAAAAUCGAUUUAAAUAGAAUUCCCCACAUACCCCAAUCGUCGAGGGGACAGGAGCUCAGAGAGAGAACUGAGUUGCCUGACACAAGGCCACCAUCACGACAAUCUAAUGUUAAAACAGAGCGUCCACCAACACCUGAAGAGGGCGAAAUUGUUGAUACAGUGUCACCAACGGACUACAGAACUCACGGUGAUAACAAUGAGAUUGAUGAUAAAGUUAAACGUACAAUUAAAAGUGAUAAUGAUAGUAAAAAUAGAGCGGGUCCCAGUGGUAGUGGUACAAGUGGUGCUAGUGGAUUGAACGGUAAUGCACCUAAACGAAAACGUAAUCCAAGUUGUAGUUCUGUUUCGAGUGUUAGUGUUUGUUCGGUUGAGUCUAAAGUUAAGUCUGAGCACAAGGAGAAGAAGAAGAGGAAACGGAAACACGGGGACAAGGAGGCGGCAACGGGGAGACCUGCUUCACGACAGAAUGAUGCACAACCAACUAAUCACGAACGGGAAGACAAGCCUGAUAUUCACCUGCUGCCACCACCGGCAGCGCCACCCCAGAGGGUAUUCUUCUCCUACUUCAAUCCCCUGAAUGAAGUUCAAGAGGACCAGGUUCGGGACCAAAAUCAGUACCUGACAGAAGCUAAAAGAUUGAAGCACAGUGCAGACCAAGAGUGUGAAUUAACAGCCCAGGGUAUGUUGUACUUGGAGGCAGUCCUGUACUUCCUUUUAACCGGUCAUGCUAUGGAGUCCGAUCCCGUAACUGACAGGGCCUCCUUCACCAUGUACAAGGACACACUCAGUCUCAUCAAGUACAUCUCUUCCAAAUUCAAGAGCCAACAGAACAAUUCACCCGAGAGUAGUAUACACAACAAGUUGGCGAUCUUGAGUUUAUGGUGCCAGUCCCUUAUUUACUUGAAACUCUUCAAAAUGAGGAAAAAUGAAACCAAAGAGAUUCAGAAGAUCGUUGGUGAUUAUCAUCAAAAGCCAACACAGCCAACUGUUGUACAGCCUGAGGGCCAAGGUACUCCCUCUCUCUCGCCCACCCCAUCGCCAGCAGGCUCGGUUGGGUCAGUUGGUAGUCAGAGCUCGGGUUACAGCAGUGGUGAAUUAGCAAAUCGUGGGGCUGCAACUGGACAACCACCAGCAGCAAUGUACGUCAGUGUUCCAUUAAAUGUUCAUUCGGCUAUGCAGAAAUUGACUCAUCAGUUUUCAUUACUUAUGAGUUGCCAUGAACUUUGGGAUCAGGCUAAUGCACUUGUGACUGAUAAGCAUCGCGAAUUUUUCGUCGAAUUGGAUGAGAAACUCGGUCCCCUAACAUUGAAGAGCUCCCUGCGAGACCUAGUGCGUUACGUGCAAGCUGGAAUAAAGAAACUACGAGCCCUCUGACCCCAGUGGCACAGUCCCAGGCCGCCCACUCCCAACUACAUAACGGCUCUCCCUCACAACAUGACAACGUAUCCCACAAUGUUCACGUAGCCGUCGUCACGUGUAUCAACUCGCUGCAAGGGCAAUAAUUAAUUCAACUAGUUUUCUACAAAAGGGAAGGGAGGGAAUGGUAACGAAUAAGCUGGGUGGUAGGGACGCGAGGAAAGUCAUCCCAUAUUUAUCAAAUUGAACAAUAGAAGAGGGAAGAAAAAUCCUGAAUUAAUGCCGAGGAGUUUGUUGACCAGUCUCAUGACAUUGUCAAUAUGGAUUGUCAAUAAUAACUCGAGUUCAGGUUCGUAAUUCAUUCUGCUAAUGAUUGAGAGCACGUUACUUAGUCUUACUGAGCAAUUUCAAACAUUAAAAAGUGCAUGAGACUGCGAUGUGAUGAAUUUACAUAAUACUGAAGGUAUCAUUGAUCGGUAGGCCUCGAUAUUUUUUCCCCCAUCCACCCUCAGAGAACCAAAAUCCAACGUGUCCUGCUUUUGUAAAAUGUGCAUAGAUGAAAAUUAAAUAAACCUAGUGGUGCUGUCCAUUGAGUGAACUUGGCACUACCCAAGUAUUCUCGAUGAUUGAUAGAUAGAGGGAAAAUUAAACUCGACUCAUGCGCACUGAAAUAGCGCCCACAGAAUUAUAAAUAGUUUAUUUACGUAUAGACGAAUUAUAUUAAAAACAAACAUCAGAUAGAACUAAUGUUAAACGUAAAAUUUAAUAAAUUAUUAAUAUAAUCUGUAUAUGAGCGCUCUUGCCCUCCUGUUAUUUGUGUGUGUGGGGGGGAAAAAUUGACAGAUUAUUCAAUUGACCGCGUAUGCCUACCGAUUGUACAUUUUAAAUACGAUAAAUCGCGGAUGGAACAAUUUUUUGUAGGUAAGAUUUAAAAAAAUCAGUAAUGAGAAUAAUUUAACUAUUAAAUUAUCAAAAAUACAAAAGGAAAAAAAAUGAAAAAAAAAUCAAUACAUAUUCUUUACAUUACCUAGUUGAUAUUGGGGGAAAACUAGAGGUUUUAGUGAAUCAAUCGAAUAUAAAUGCGAGAGAAAUACCGAAACAGUAGAUUUAAUUGUGAUUGAGAGAUUCGAAGUUUUAUUAAUGAGUAAAAAAAAUAUGAAAACAAGAAAACAAGUAAGAAGUAAGUUGCUCAUGUGUAUAUUUUUGUAAAUAGGUAUUGUGAGUGCCGCCGCCUUGAGGGAAGAGUUCUCUGAAAAAUUGUCAGUUAAUUGCGAUUCAAAGAGUCUCUUGUCCGCCCCAAAUUUUUGCUACCAUAUGUCUUACCGAAAUGAAAGAAAAUAAAUGAAUUAAGAGAUGAAAUAAAACGUUUUAAAAUUAUACCAGAUUAUUAUCUGGCGCAGAAUGAUAACACCAGUCCACCGAAUGUUGUUUUUCCUUUUUUUUAAACGAUUAUUUGGAGAUUUCUCUCAGCCACGAGGAGGAGAAAUAGUCGAUAAUUACUUCCUUUCUUGCUUGUUUUCGUUAAUUAUCUCAUUCUCAAAAUCCAUGAGUGUUUAUAUGACUAAAGUGAAUGUAUCAAAAUUUUUCGUAUUGAAAAAAAAAUAUCGAGGAAUGAGUUUUUAGAAAGUUGUGAGCUAGGAUGAGGAGGUGAAAGUUGUGCUCCAGGUGAGAUAGCAGUGAGUUGAAGUUAAACUGGAGACGAAGAGAAUGAUUCUUUUAAUUAUCAGCAAUUUGAAUGGUGGAAUCACUCGAGGAGGGCCCACAGGCCCUAAACGUUUUUCCAUGCGGUCCAAUGGUUCACGGGAUACAAUUUUCUAUUCGCAACUGUGGAACAAUGUCGUAUGUAACAAGAAACAAAUUCACGAAACAAAAUUAGGAGAUUUUUUCAUAUUUUAGACGAGUAUUUAUAAACGAUUUAACAAAUCAUUAGGAAAUAUCAGGCCCCAGCCCCACUUGAGUGACUUCCACACUUGAAUAAUUAUGGAUCAUGAAAAAUUCUCGAGGAAUGGCAAUAAAAAGAAGUGAGCAAAUCAUCCUCAUGAUAUUUUAAAGAAUUUAUUUAGUCCCCAUGAAAUGGGAUUUUUGAACCUGAAAUUAAUAAAAUAGUCGUGAUACAGCCAAUUGUUUUUUAAUCGAAUCGAUCAAAAGGUUUUUUUGUGAGAAUCAAAACGACUAAAUUCCAAUCGUGGUUGAGAGAACAGAGAGGGAAUGCGUGGAGAGUUCAAUCAAUUUGUAUUUAAUCAUCAGAUAAGCAGUAGAAAUGACGUAAAAACGAAUGAUUUUGAUCGAUAAAGAAUUGAUCAAUUCUCUUAAUCAAUUGACUGCUGUUUAUUUCGUUAAAUUAUAAUUUCUUUCUCUCGAGCCUUUACCCAUUACAUCAUAAAUGUAAUAUAUUUAUACAUACAUAUAUAUGUACACAUGGAAGAAGAAGGGAAAAUCUUAUUAUAUUAUUAUCAUAUUAUAUUACAUUACUAUUCAUAUGAUUGCUAUAUUAUUUUAUUAUAUUCGUACCGAACUACUAUACAUAUAUGUCUAUUUCCGAUAAAUGUGUCACUGGAGCUAAAAAUAGUUUCUGUCCUUACGUUCGUUCCAAAAACUAAUAACUAAUAGUCGAAUCAACAAUUCUUUCAAAUCCACUUGUAAACGGGUCUAUCCAAUUUUCAUUGAUUGAAUGAUUUUUUUUCUUUCGUUUAUCCUCAAAAAAAAUUGGUGCUCAAUAAUGAAUUGAUAAUGUUUUCUUCCCCCUGACGAUGGAUUUCAAUUAGUCUUCAUUUUAUUUUCUCCAUAAUUUGUGCUUGACAGAGCCAAUUACGAUUCAUCACAUUAACUGCACGCAAUUGUUUAAAUUAAAUGAAUGAAUAAAUGAUUGAAAUCGGCCAUACGGACAAAAUCAGCACACACAGAUACAUUAAUUAUCUAAAAAACGUAAAUUUUUGUUGGCAAGUGUGAGGUUGACGUCAACUCAACAGCAGCGGAAAUUAAAAAAUUGAUGAAAGUGAGAUGAUAGAGAUUACGACAGAGUGAAAGAUUGAGGAAAUGAAAGAAUAAUGGGAGUGAAGGGCAACAGCACCAAGGAAUGACCAAACUCGCUUAAUGAGACAAAUGAUGAAAAAAAAGAAAACGAAAAAACAACUUAAUUACUCGCUUUUUAUUUAUUUUAUUAUCAUUAAUUAUUCAUAUUAAUUAUUAUAUUUAUUGGUGUGAAGGCUGGAUGAGUUCAACAGCUGAGCCACCUCUCCGAUGCAGUGAAACAAUAAAUUUUGUUAGUGAAAUUA